Galleria mellonella (greater wax moth) is the source of this 7349-nucleotide messenger RNA. It is a transcript of the gene dachs, whose product is annotated as unconventional myosin-IXAa. Gene Ontology annotation, cellular component: vesicle; myosin complex; cytoplasm. The transcript has 13 exons. Bases 115 to 3330 code for a protein of 1071 amino acids. Gene Ontology annotation, molecular function: actin filament binding; ATP binding; cytoskeletal motor activity. The record is from RefSeq and is a predicted model, not a curated record. Lineage: Eukaryota; Metazoa; Arthropoda; Insecta; Lepidoptera; Pyralidae. Gene Ontology annotation, biological process: vesicle transport along actin filament; actin filament organization.
GGCGGGGCGACGGGCCCCGGGCGGCAGUACGCGGAUACACGCGAGCGAGACAGGUCGCCGCUGUCGGCUCGGAGCGGCGCGGCCGCGGAGUGUGAUGAGAGCGCGCCGCCCGCCAUGGCCACGCUCGGCCUUUCCAAGGUGUUCAUCCUCGACAAAUACUUCACGGAGCUGCAAAAGUUUUGGGAAACGGAGAAGAAGCUGCAAGACGCAUCGUCGUCUAACGAGGCGGUGCACCUGCAGCGGCGGCUGCUGAGCCUCAGCUCGGAGCUGGUGACGCUCCGCAACCACCUGCACGUGGGCGGCGCUGCAGCGGGCGCGGCGGCGGGCGCGGGCAAGGCGCCGGCGCCGCAGCCGGCCGUGCCGCCGCGCGCGCCGCACCUGCUGCCGCCGGCGCCCGCGCACCACCCGCCCCCCUCGCACCCGCCACCGCCCGCUCAGCAUCCGCUCUCGCCGCCCCCGCCGCCCCCGCCGCCCCCGGCCCCACCAGAAGCAAGAUGGCGCAACAGCGGCACGGUGGCCGCACCGGCGGCGCCGGGCGCUGGCGCGGGCGCGGUGAGCACGGCGCCGGGCGCGGCGCAGCUCGACGUCGACGACCUGAUACACCUGCGCGGGCCGCUCACCGAGGACGCGGUCGUCAGGGCGUUGCAGGCCAGGUUCUACCACAACAAGUUUUAUACGAUGAUCGGGCCGAUCGUGGUGGCUGUGAACGCGUACACGGACGCGAGCAACGCGCUCACGCUGUCGGAGGCGCGCGCGCAGCGGCCCGAGCUGGCGCGGCUCGUGCUGGACGCCGUGCGCCACCAGGCCGACACCGGCUACCCGCAGGCCAUCAUACUCUCCGGAGUGUCAGGCUCCGGCAAGACAUAUGCGUCGAUGGUGCUGCUGCGGCGGCUAUUUGACGUGGCGGGCGGUGGGCCCGAAACGGACGCGUUCAAACACCUCGCCGCCGCUUUCACCGUGCUGCGCUCGCUCGGCACCGCCGCCACCGCCGCCAACACGCACUCCAGUCGUAUCGGUCAUUUCAUAGAAGUGCAAGUGACAGAUGGCGCUCUCUACCGUACAAAGAUCCACUGCUACUUUCUUGACCAGACACGUGUAGUUCGACCGCCGCCCGGCGAGCGGAACUACCACAUCUUCUACCAGAUGCUCGCCGGCCUCUCGCAGGAGGAACGCACACAAUUACAUCUAGACGGCUACUCUGCUCAGGAGUUACGAUACUUAGCAUCGCCGCACCAUCGGCGGCCGGAGCCGGAGGACGCGGCGCGUUUCCAUGCGUGGAAGACCUGCCUCGGCAUCCUCGGCAUACCGUUCCUGGACGUGGUGCGCGUGCUCGCCGCCGUGCUGCUGCUCGGCAACGUGCAGUUCGCCGACGGGUCGGCCGGCGCCGCCGAGCCCGCCGGCGAGGCCGAGCUGGCGGCCGCCGCCGCGCUGCUGGGCGUGCCCGCGCCGGCGCUGCUGCGCGGGCUGGCCACGCGCUCGGCCCGCCGCGCCGCGCGCGCCGGCGCCGCGCCGCCGCCCGUGGCCGCGCCGGCGACCGCGCCCGCCGCCGCCGCCGCGCGCGACGCGCUCGCCAAGGCGCUGUACUGCCGCACGGUGGCGACGAUCGUGCGGCGCGCCAACUCGCUGAAGCGGCUGGGCUCGACGCUGGGCACGCUGUCGUCGGACUCGAACGAGUCGGUGCACAACCAGGACGCGGCGUCGCGGCGCGCGUCCAGCGCCGGCGGCGGCGGCCGCUCGCGGGCCGGCGCGCGCUCCAUGGCGGCGCUCAACGACGCCGUGCGGCACGCCACCGACGGCUUCGUCGGCAUCCUGGACAUGUUCGGCUUCGAGGACGCGGCGCCGUCGCGGCUCGAGCACCUGUGCGCGAACCUGUGCGCGGAGACGAUGCAGCACUUCUACAACACGCACGUGUUCAAGUCGGCGGCGGAGUCGUGCCGCGAGGAGGGCGUGGCGUGCGCGCUGGAGGUGGACUACGUGGACAACGUGCCGUGCAUCGACCUGGUGUCGUCGCUGCGCGGCGGGCUGCUGGCCGCGCUCGACGCCGAGUGCGCCGCGCGCGGCUCGCCCGACCAGUACGUCGCCAGGAUCAAGGCCGCGCACAGAGGUCACCCGCGGCUGGCGGACGCGCGGCCGCCGCACCCGCGGCGGUUCGCAGUGCGGCACUACGCGGGCGAGGUGACGUACGACGCGGCCGAGUUCCUGGAGGCCAACCGCGACGCCGUGCCCGACGAGCUGCUCGCCGCCUUCGACACGCGCACCUGCGAGUUCGGCUUCGCCACGCAUCUCUUCGGUGCUGAAUUAAAGGCGCUGGCGGCGCUGGGCGGGCCGGCGGGCGCGCAGUUCCGCGCGUCGCCGACGGUGGCGGCGGCGCCCGAGUCCACGCUCACGCAGGACUUCCACACGCGCCUCGACAACCUGCUGCGCACGCUCGUGCACGCGCGCCCGCACUUCGUGCGCUGCCUGCGCGCCAACGGCACCGAGGCGCCCAUGCACUUCGAGCGGCCCACCGUCGCCAAGCAGGUCCGUGCCCUCCAAAUCUUAGAGACGGCGCAGCUGAUGGCGAGCGGCUACCCGCACCGCAUGCGGUUCCGCGCGUUCAGCAGCCGCUACCGCGCGCUGUGGCGGCGCGGCGCGCGCGCGGCGGCGGCGGCCGAGCAGGAGGCGGGCGCGGGGUGCGCGGCGGUGCUGCGCGCGGUGGCGGCCGCCGCCGCGCCCCCCGCGCCAGCCUCGCCCGCCGCCGUGCGCUGGGCGCUCGGCAAGCGGCACGUCUUCCUCAGCGAGGGCAUGCGCCAGGUGCUGGAGCGCAUGCGGCGCGCACGGCGGCAGGCGGCAGCGGAGAGCAUCCAGGCGGCGUGGCGCCGCCACCGCAGCCGCACGCCGCGCGCCGCGCCGCCGCCGCCGCCCGCGCCCGCCGCGCGCCCGCGCCCCGCGCCCAUCGCCGGCACGCCGCCGCCCGACCCCGCCGACAAGUGCGACCCGGGGCUCGUCAAGCGCACCUGCUCGCUCGUCGGCCUCGACCUGGAGCGGCCGCCGCCGCUGCCGCCGUCGCGCGCGUACACGGUGUCGGGCGGCGUGAAGCUGGGCUACCCGCAGCAGCGCACGGUGGCGGCCGACUGGGCCGACGACGCCGGCCUGCGCCUGCGCGCCGGCGACACCGUGCUCGCCGUCGGCGCCGCGCGCCGCGGACACGUCGCCGUUCAGGUAUGUGGGCGGCGCGUAUGCGUGCCGCACAGCGUGCUGGGCCCGCCGCGAGCGCUGGCGCCGCGCCCGCAGCCGCCGCCGCCGCCCGCGCCCGCCGCCGCGCCCGCGCCCGCUCCCGCUCUCGCCUGACGCCGCCGCCGCUACCGCGCGGCGCCUCGCUCCGUCCAAACGACACACACGGCCACUCAUAAGUGAAACGAAACGACACUACCUUUCCCAGUAGAUAUUGUAUACUGAUAGUGUACAAUGUACUUUAGUGAACACACGUUUCAAGCGGAUAAUAAGUACUAUGAGGAUUAAUCUUUGGGGUACUUUUUGUUCUGUCAAAAUAGUACACGUAGCUAUAUAAUCAAAGCGCACGUGUGUCAAGUGCACGGCGAAGAAUUUUGGUUUCCAUGGUCAAAACAAAAAAAAAAUAGUAUAAAAACUUUCACCUUUGUUAUUUUGUAGUGCUCAGGCGUUUAAACAAUAGUUGUGUGAAUUUUAUGAGAUCGAAUGACUUCCGCUGGUAAUGUUAAGCAGCGAAUGAUUUUUUAAAUCACACCGCAGCUUACUUUGGUGCCUAAUAUUGUACUGUGUAAAUAAUAGUGAGUAUCUAUAAGUAUUUAUACGAGUUCCCGCGGCCACGUAACAUGUAAAUUCGCCGCGACGAACGUAGAUAAAGAGAAGCCUUCAGUGAGCGCGCGCUCUAUAGUAUUAUUUGGUAACUGAUAGAUUAGUAGAUGAGUACGUAACGUUUAUACGAAAUAAACAAUUUACAUUUACAGUAUUACCGUUGUAACUAUAGCAUAACAGAAAUGAUUGUAAAAGCGGUCGAGAGUGAUACUUAGUGGUUAACAUAACACCACAUUGUGAAGCAACAUGCAAGUCCAGUGUGAUAUGAGGCGGCAAACAACCAACGACGGGCCAUAUGUUGGUCUGUAGGAGUAAUAAUAAACGAUUUUGUAUGACAUAUUAUUGUAAUCAUAAUGGAAUGAAUGAAAAGCAGUGUAGAAUGCUAAUUUUUUUUUAAUUUAUGCUUAAAAAUACAAUAAAUCAAUAAAAAACAGAAAUAUUACGCACACUACCAUGUAUUUGACACACACACACACACACGCAUGAUAUACUCUUUUAUUUAUUGUUAAAAUCUGUGGUGAAAUUGUGAAUAGAUUAAUAUCGUUUGUCUUUAAUAUUAUCUGUCUAUAAUCCUACUGAAUGUCAAAACAAGCUUGUGCAUUUACCAAUAAAAAAAAAAACCAUUUGCUGUAGCUCCACAAUACCAGGGCACGUCUCUUAAAAUCUCUAAAAACAUCUCUAAAAGCAUUGGGACCCUUGUUGUCGACAUCUCUAGUGACGUACAGUUCCGUGGCCACCUCGAAGAUAAGGUGAAGCUGACAUUCAAAAAAUUCGGUGUGCUUAAUAGAGCGAAGCAUUACUUCACGGCGGAUCAAUGAUUAAUGCUCUACAAAUCACAAAUCCGGCCCCACAUGGAGUAUUGCUGUCAGUUAUGAGCGGGAGCACCUAGAUACCAGCAUGAACCCUUCGAGUCGGUGCAACGACAAACAAUGAGAAUUGUCGAAGAUCCCGGUCUUGCAAGCGGUAUCGAACCCUUAAGUCUUAAGAGAAAUUUUGCUUCACUCUGCGUGUUCUACCGCUUGUACAACGGAUUGUGCUCAGAGGAAUUGUUCAAUGUGAUGCCCACGGCCACUUCCUACCAUGUACGGCUCGCCAUCAAUAGGGAUUUCACCCUCAUACCCUACAGCCUAGAUAGUCGCUUACAACGCGGUUUCAGAGCUGUUUUCUCACACGAAGACUCAAGUUGUGGAAUAAGCUCCCUACCGAGGUUUUCCUAGAAACUACAGCAUUGGGUUCUUCAAAAGGGGGUAAAAAGGUUUCUUCAGGGUCGGCAACGCGCGCGUAAUACCCCUAGUAUUGCAGGCGUUCAUAGGCUACGGUAACCGCUUACCACCAGGUGGGCCGUAUGCUUGUUUAUCACCUCAGUGGUAUAAAAAAUAUUUAUUACAAUAUAUGUUAGGGUCGAAUUUCGACCACUGGGCGACCACUAGUUCAUUUAAAUAUCUCAGGUGUUGUAAGCAUCCAUUUAUAUAUUUUUUUAUUUAUAUUUAUUGAAUCCUCAGGAAUGGCAACGCAUGGGGGGUAUCAUGGGCGAAACAGUAUACUCUGUUAUGUCCGUGGUACUGCUCAUGUCUAUAAGCGACGAUUACCAUUUUCCAUCAGGUGCGUCGUCAGCUUGUUUGCCAUUGUAAGUUGUAUAAAAAAAUACCUAUCUUCAUAUUUUAUUAUAAUAUAAAGAUCCUUAACAUUACAAAUAGUAAUUUAGCCGUCAAGCUGUGCUGUCACGAAUAUUUCCGUAAAAAAAUCAGCUUCUGACAAUUUAUUAACGUAAAGAGCAGUCGUUAAUUACAUUCGAGUUUCACUCUCGAUUGUUAUUACAGGGUUGCAUUGUCUGUCGGCCGGGUAACAUGCUCGCGUGUUUUUGCAGCAGCUCUCUCCUCUCUGUUACCAUUACCACGUCAUACGUACUGCGUUAAGGUUAAGCAAGAAGCGUGUUGGUGUUACAGCUUCUUGGAUAGAAACAUAGAAAGUGACGCGUCAGGUAGAACUACGUACCGUGCAUGCUUAGAGGAAAUUUUAAAAACAAAUGCAAUUCAGUAUCUCAAGCAAGCAUCAUUUAUAUAUUUAUUGUUUAAUUCUUUGACAUUACUUGAAUUUUCAGAUGAGAAUUCGUGGUAACACACGAACGGUUUAUAAUAAAAAAUGCAUUUAUUUCAAUUUCUAAAAAAUAUUACACUAUUGUUAAAGAGUACACUAAAGUACAGAUACUCAAAGGCUACAAUGAGCGUUUACCAUCCGACUAGCCGAAUGCUUAUAUAACCAAAUCAGUACCAGUUCUACCUGAUGCACCACACUAUCUUCUUCUAUGGCUAAAAUAUAUAAUAUCAAAUACUUCCAUUUUUGUUGCUAUUUUCGAAAUUGUAUGUAGAUACCUACUCUGUGUUUUAUUUUCAUUAAUACAGUAUAGCAAUAAAUACCGGACACUAAAGUACUUUAUCUGAGCGUGAGCGAAAUAUUGAAUAUUUACCCUAAUUUGUUUCAAUCUAAACGCAUCUUGCAGGUUAGAAAAUUUAAGAUAUUUGUACCUAUUUUUAGUAUUCCCUGUAAUUAUUUUUAGAUCAAGAUAACCGUCAGCUUUAACUGCAGUAUUGUUUUUUUAAACCAAACAUUUCAUCAGUUUUCAUUAUCUCGCUAUAAUAUAAAACGUGUAAAAAUGUAAACACUCGCGAUAAUACUUUGAAAGUUCCCAUUAAACACAUCAACAAGGGAAAUAAUUAUUCUAAAAUUACAACAAAAAUGGAACAGAUAAAAAUUUUACUGGCAACACUGUUUUUUUUUCAGAUGUGUAUAAUUAAUAGUUUUAAUUAUGUAGAUUAAAAAAAUUAAUCUAUCGCCAAUAAUGUUAUUGAACUCAAUGGUUGUACAAUGUAAUUCGAGGGUGGCCAUAGAUUACUAUAAGGCCCGUCUCACACUACUAAAACACUCACUUUAUGUACUUCAUAACAGUUUAAUGUUUAACCAAUAAAAUCCUAAUAUACAGGGUAAUACUCAUCCCUUAAGAGCUACCGUUUACAUGUGCAUAUUGAAGCACUGGAAUGAGUGUUUUAAUAGUGUAAACCGGGCACAAUGUUACAUAGAUAGGCCCGUGCGAGCCGCAAGCCGCAAGAUACGAGUCCAAUAGGUCUACCAUGAAAUGAUUUCUGAAAUUUCGGAGACGAAAGAAACAAAAAUUUGAUAUUACAAAUAACACUUAAAAAUAUUAAAAUACCGUUUCUUUGAACUUUAAUGGUAGGAUUUAUGACGAAUGAAAUAUUACGCUCCAUUUACUGGGCCGAUUUCGGUAUGAACGAAAACACGAAAUUGAGUCCGAAAAUUCGCCAUUUCAACUCAUGGUAGCCCCCCAGGGCCGCAGCGAGACGCCUCGGGACGGGCCUACGAGCUUGCCAACAAGAGUCUGAUAUAAUAUAAUAAUUGAGAAUUUAUAUAGAUCUAUUGUAAGAUAGUGUAAGGUACAAAUAAAAUAACGAUUAUAUUUUCAAAAUAAACGUAGUUUUAUUUUUACAAUACGUAUUGUUGCUGUCCCCACGAACGAG